This is a messenger RNA of Nematolebias whitei (Rio pearlfish), 3158 nucleotides long. It is a transcript of the gene iqsec1b, whose product is annotated as IQ motif and Sec7 domain ArfGEF 1b. The coding region runs from base 35 to 3118 and encodes 1027 amino acids. Lineage: Eukaryota; Metazoa; Chordata; Actinopteri; Cyprinodontiformes; Rivulidae. Gene Ontology annotation, molecular function: guanyl-nucleotide exchange factor activity. The transcript is spliced from 14 exons. Gene Ontology annotation, biological process: actin cytoskeleton organization; regulation of ARF protein signal transduction. The record is from RefSeq and is a predicted model, not a curated record.
AGAUGAUGUCCCAGGCAGCAAGGUGAGCCCCUCUAUGGACCCCAGUGGUGGCCACAGCUGUAGCCCAGUGAUCCACGGCGAUGCUUUCUGCCCAAACCAACUGGACAGCCAACUCUAUGCACAUCUUUUCCUUCCGGGCCACCAGCAGACCUGCAAAGCCAAGCUCCAGCACUCGCAGUCCCUUCUCCACAAACAGACAGAAAAGGAGGCCUUUAAGGACUCGCGCUUGCUGUCAGAGAACUAUGAGCCCUCUAACGUCCAGCACAAGCAGGUGGAGAUGCUAGAGUUUAAAUACGGUGGACGUUUUAUUACUCGGCAUGCUGCACGUACCAUCCAAACAGCCUUUCGCCAGUACCAAAUGAACAAGAACUCCGAGUGUCUUAGAAGUUCUAUGCCUGAGAACCAUACGUCCACACAGAUUAUUCUGUCCAAUAUGAGAAUGCAACUUUCCUUCAAAGGACCUGAAAAAUUCCACAGCUCCUACCUUGAAGGAAAGCAGGUCUCACUAACGGAUGAUGGUAAAGUAGGUGCACCGGUGCAUUCUGAACUCAGAGGAGAGAGGUGUAUGCAGAACAAGACACCAACAACACAGAACAACUUCCCAGAUGUCAUUACAGAACUGGAAGAUACAUUCUCAAGGCAAGUCAAGUCUCUUGCUGAGUCCAUAGAUGAUGCUCUGAACUGCCACAGCCUACACGGAGAGGACAGCCAAUCAAAGCCAAAGAGAGCCCAUCAGGACACAGACAGAGAACAGCGCUGUAAGAUAAAAGCCUCCCACAACUCUAAAGAGAUGACAGCAUCUUACAGUGAUGUCACCCUUUACAUCGACGAGGAGGAGUUAUCUCCCACCCUUCCUCUGUCUCAGUUUGUGGACUGGCAUUCCAGUACAGAAUCAGACUCACACCAACUUUUCCUCAGUUCCUCCCACGACUACUGUUCCCUGGUGCACAAGAAUGAAAAAGAAAACAUGAGUACAAGCAGCCACAAUACACCUUACUUAGAGUGUCAGGAGCAGCAUCUGUGGGUAGAUCACCUUCCCGCACUGACCAUAGAGCCCCCUAGCAAGAACCUGGUGGAGUUGCAUGAUUGUUCAGACUGCAGCUCUUUAAAGAGACAAAUUACAUACAAUCAAAGUGUAAGCAACCAGCAGAGCAUCUCCCAACACAUCAGCCACAGCCCGCUGCCUUGGGGGCCUUUUAAAGAAGAAAAGACCUCAGCACAUCAUCCUCAACAGAUGGAGACCCACCUAGCUAUCAGUGGUACUGCAAACCUGCAGAGCAAGUCAGACUCAAAUUUAUCAGAUGGUGACAAUGACAGUAUCAACACAUCAAACUCCAAUGACACCAUCAAUUGCAGUUCAAAGUCCUCUUCCAGGGACAGCCUGAGGGAGCAGACGCUCACCAAACAGACUUACCACAAGGAAACCUGCAACAGAUGGGACUCACCAGCGUUCAGCAAUGAUAUCGUUCGCAAAAGACACUACCGCAUUGGUCUGAAUCUCUUCAACAAGAAACCAGAAAAAGGCAUUCAAUAUAUGAUGGAGCAGAACUUUGUACAGGACACUCCAGUGGGCGUGGCCCACUUCCUGCUACAAAGAAAAGGCUUGAGUAGGCAGAUGAUUGGCGAGUUCCUGGGUAACAGACAGAAGCAGUUCAACCGAGACGUCCUCGACUGUGUGGUGGAUGAAAUGGACUUCUCGGGUCUGGAACUGGAUGAAGGACUUAGGAAAUUCCAGGCCCAGAUCAGAGUGCAGGGAGAGGCACAGAAGGUUGAGCGGCUGAUCGAGGCCUACAGUCAACGCUAUUGCAUCUGCAACCCUGGCAUGAUGAGACAGUUCAGGAACCCUGACACCAUUUUCAUCCUUGCCUUUGCCAUCAUCCUCCUCAACACUGACAUGUACAGCCCCAACAUCAAACCAGAAAGGAAGAUGACACUGGAAGACUUUGUUAAAAACCUUCGAGGAGUGGAUGAUGGGGAGGACAUUCCCCAAACGAUGUUGGUGGGGGUAUAUGAGCGGAUUCGCAAGCAAGAGCUCAAAACUAAUGAAGACCAUGUUUCCCAGGUUCAAAGUGUGGAAAAACUGAUUGUCAGGAAUAAGCUGGUAAACAACAUCCACGGAAAAGGAUGUAUUUUGUCACUCCCUCAUCGGAGGCUGGUUUGUUACUGCAGGCUGUUUGAAGUACCCGACACAAACAAACCACAAAAACUGGGCUUUCAUCAGAGGGAGGUCUUCCUCUUCAAUGACCUUCUAGUGGUUACAAAAAUUUUUCAGAAGAGGAAGAACUCUGUUUCAUACAGUUUUCGUCAGUCGUUCUCACUAAAUGGCAUGCAGUUACUUCUAUUUGAGAAUCAGUAUUAUUUCCAUGGAGUUCGGCUGACCUCAGCCGUUCCUGCAGCGGACAUUAAAGUCCUCAUCAAUUUCAAUGCUGCCAACCCUCAGGAUCGCAAAAAGUUCACUGAUGAUUUGAAAGAGUCUAUUGCAGAGGUCCAAGAGAUGGAGAAGUACCAAAAUGAAUCUGAGCUUGAGAAACAGAAAGAUGUGAUGAGGUCCAGCAUGCCCCAGUGUUUGAGGUUAAAGAAGGAAACCAAACAAGACAACCUGAGCCUUGACGACAGCUACGCCACCGGUGAAGGUCUGAGAAGGAGCACCUUCAGCAGCUCCUUGCGUAAUCUCUCUGAUGCAGGAAAGCGUGGGAGAAGCAGCAGUGCAGGAUCUCUAGACAGCAGUGUGGAAGGCUCCAUCAUUAGCAGUGCUGUCAUGCGGCGGAGACCCCCUCCCAGCAGAGACUGCCCUUCCCGCCACAGCGGCCGGUCCCUGCCCAGCUCCUUCUCUCUGCUCGGAUCUCUGCUCAGCACCAGGCGGCUGAAGUCCCCCACCCCCCACCCCUCCAAACUGCAUCAAACGGCCCGGGGGGAGACAGGCACGCCAGUCCCAGUGCACCCACAGCAUGCCGAGUUCUGUCACACAACCCCACCCCCUUACCACCACCCACCACCACACUCGGAGCACCUGCCCUACCAGCACAGACUCAGCCACCUCCACGGGCUACCACCACCUCCAGCUCAGGCUCUUGGCCGCAUCAAACCCAAGAAUAGUGGUUUCAGUACGGAGGUGUGAGGGUGGUGCAGCUCAGUCCAGGCCUGUGUCCAGAGCAAUC